Molecule: messenger RNA, 1379 nt
Organism: Stomoxys calcitrans (stable fly)
Lineage: Eukaryota; Metazoa; Arthropoda; Insecta; Diptera; Muscidae
Gene: Sc2
Product: very-long-chain enoyl-CoA reductase
Exons: 5
Coding region: 103-1011 (302 amino acids)
Biological process (GO): very long-chain fatty acid biosynthetic process
Molecular function (GO): protein binding; oxidoreductase activity, acting on the CH-CH group of donors
Source: RefSeq, a predicted model, not a curated record
UUGAGUUUCUUUACCUCUCGUUUAAUAUGAAUAGAAAUAUCUGUGCGACAGUGUUAGGCGGAGCUGCUUUUUUUUUUGGGAUAUUUAGAAAACAGCACGAAAAUGGAGCUUGAAAUCGUUAAUGCAAAAACGUCAAAAACCUGUGGAAAAAUCACUGUGCCAGCCGACACUGACAUUGCCCACUUAAGACAACUCAUCAGUAAAAAGUUCCGUAAAGAAACUCCAUCCGCUGACAGGCAGUCUUUGCGUUUGGAACCCAGAGGCAAAGCUCUCAAGGACACCGACACCUUACAUGGUCUUAAAUUAAGAACCGGCGACAAGGUCUAUGUGAAAGAUUUGGGCCCUCAAAUUGGAUGGAAAACGGUGUUUUUGGCUGAAUAUGCUGGCCCACUUGUGGUAUAUUUACUUUUCUAUACCCGUCCCGAAUUAGUUUAUGGCAAAGAUGCUACCGUGCCAAUUUCCCUUACCACCCAUAUUGCUGCAGCCUGUUACACUGUUCAUUAUGUCAAGCGAUUAUUGGAAACGAUUUUUGUCCAUCGUUUCUCACACUCGACUAUGCCCUUGCGUAAUCUCUUCAAAAAUUGCUCUUACUAUUGGGGCUUCACAGCUUAUGUGUCAUAUCAUGUCAAUCAUCCCUACUUUACAUCGCCUUGCAUGUGUCAAGUUUGGGCUGCACUGGCUUUGUUUGCGUUCUGUGAAUUAGGCAACUUCUCUGUGCACAUUGCUUUGCGUAAUUUGCGUCCACCCGGCACAAAAGUUCGCCGUAUUCCUGUUCCCGAUGGCAAUCCUUUGACCAAUUUGUUCCGCAUGGUUUCUUGCCCCAACUACACUUAUGAAAUUGGAGCCUGGUUAUCCUUCUCCAUUAUGACAUCAUGUUUGCCAGCUUUGCUUUUCGCUUUUGCUGGCGCCUUCCAAAUGACUGUAUGGGCCUUGGGCAAACACCGUAAUUACCGAAAAGAAUUCAAAGAUUAUCCCAAACAGAGGCGUGCCAUCUUUCCAUUUAUCUUGUAAAGCUGCUAAGGCUCUCAGAGAACAAAAAUACGAUCUUGAUAUUUCAAACUUUCGUUACACAUUUUUUCUUCGAUAUCUCCCGCACAAUUAACUUUCCAUAUAAAUUUCUUUUAUAAGCGCAUUACAAAAUGUAAGACAAUUCAUUUUUCUUAUUAUAAUUAUUUACAAAAACAAAGUAAAUUCAUAUUCAAACUUUUAGAAAAAGGUGUGUACGUGGUUUAGAUAUAGUCAUUUAAAAUAUAAUUUAUUUCUAACAAUGAACUUUUAUAUCUAGAUAUGAUUAGAAAAGUAUGUGCAUUAUAUGUCACAUGCAUAUAUACUUAUGCUUUGAACAAAAACAACUCAAUAAAGAUGGUAAAGUGAACAAA